This is a messenger RNA of Pseudophryne corroboree (corroboree frog), 2146 nucleotides long. Its product is annotated as FYN-binding protein 1-like. The transcript is spliced from 16 exons. The record is from RefSeq and is a predicted model, not a curated record. Gene Ontology annotation, cellular component: plasma membrane. NCBI's taxonomy places the organism in Eukaryota, Metazoa, Chordata, Amphibia, Anura, Myobatrachidae. Gene Ontology annotation, biological process: integrin-mediated signaling pathway; T cell receptor signaling pathway; protein localization to plasma membrane. Gene Ontology annotation, molecular function: protein binding. Bases 202 to 1746 code for a protein of 514 amino acids.
UUCAGAUGUUCAGAUAUUAACCACUCACUUCCUGAAAUUACACAUUAUGUUGAAACAGCGUGACAGCUUCCCUUUGUUUUAGAACCAGCCCACAACUUAAACACAUUACAAAAUUCCAGAGUCUUGUAUGGAAGUUUGAUUGUUCCUCAUUUGCAACGGACCUUAUAGCACAUAUUGGAGUGACCCUGCAGCUUCUGUGUCAUGGCAGAUCCUGAAGAUUUUAAAAGCUUGAGAUCCAAAUUUCAAAAGGACAUUGGAGAUAAUCCUAGAACCAAGCCUAUUAUACCAGCAAAGCCUGGAGUUAAACCUAUUGUACCAGCAAAACCAAAUCUUCAGCCAAUCACUGUACGUUGCUUUCAGAAUCCAGUACCCAAAGCUUUAUCUUCUCCAGAUUUACAAGUUUCCCCUAAAAGUGAUCCCUUCAUAGCUCCAAGGAAACCAUUACUAUCACAUCAAAGCUUCUCCUGCCGGAGUAACUCUGGAUCCCUCCAUGAAGCAUGUAUCAAUAAACCAUCGGUUCCGACCACUAGACCAAUAUUACCAAGACCAUCUUUGAACACUCCUCUUAAUAAAAGCAAUGGAAAUAUUUACUUGAAUCUGAAAAAACCUAAAUUAAAACUUUUACCAAGUGAAGUUGUACUUGGACCAAAGCCAAGGAAACCUGCUCGUCCUCCUUUUGUAGAUCUUGAGAAAUUCAGGAAAUCAGAUGAUUUUGAUGACUAUGUCACAAUGAACAGUUUUCUAGUCCCAAAAGACAGAACACAAUUAACCACAUCUCAAUCCCAGCCUAACCUCACCACGUGUUAUCCAUCUUACGGUAUUCGUAAUUCAACAGGGGGAAGCCAAGAGAUCUAUGAAGAUGUAAUACAUUUUAGUUCUAUUAAGCUAUCAACUUCAUUACAGCAUUUUGUAAUAAAAGAAACGACUGGACCAGAAGAUGUGUAUGAUGAUGUUGAAACAAUCGUUGAAAUGAUAGAGAAGAAUAAACCAAAAAUUCCUGAACAAAGUUCUCCAACUGAGCAAAAUGUUUUAAUAACUAACUGGAGAAAUGAAACAAACCUUAAAAAAAUGCAAAGACAAGAACAGGAAUUUAGAAGGAAAUUCCAGUUCCAUAGGGAAAUUAAAGUAUUAACCCGAGUGAUGGUUGAUCCCAAUGCAAUACUUCAGAAAGCUGGAUAUAAAGAUCUUGACUAUAUAAGAGGAGAAAUCCUGGAUGUAAUACAGCUGACUGCUGCAGAUAAAAUAUUAUGUCGCAACUGUGAGGGGAAAUUUGGAUACGUCCCCAGAAAGGCUGUUCUCAACCUAGAGAAAAAGCUGUCCAGUAAUUUCAACAGUGAUGAAAUAUAUGAUGAUACCGAGCUGAUAUCCAAUACAUUUCCUGCUGUACCAGCCAAAUCACGAGUACAGAGUGGAUACGUGGCAAGACUUUUCCAAAGAAAUACCAGCCAAACAAGGAAACCUGAAUUGCCAAAAAGGGACAUUAUAAAACACAUGAAAGAUGAAGGCAAAGAGCUCAAAGAAUUAAGGAAAAAAUUUAAGAUUGAAGGCGAGAUAAAGGUUUUGACUCGUAUGAUGGUUGUUCCAAGUGCUGGGAACAAGAGAGGAGGUGGAAAGGAUCUACCAAUCAGUAAAGGCGAGAUCCUAGAAGUGAUCCAGUUUACUAACCAAGAAAAAAUACUGUGUCGAAAUAGUAAAGGCAAAUAUGGAUAUGUUAAAAGAAGAUAUGUUUUGCAACUUGAAAAAUAAAUGUAUGAUGGAGUUGAUACCCCAGGUUCUGGAAGUACCCAACAAAGAAGAUAAAACGCAGACUGUUUCUCUUUCUAAAUUGUAUUAUUUAUUUUUCAAGACUAUACCUGACCCCAAUGUAUUGUAAUUCACGGCUUUCUUUGAUAACCUGCCAAUGCUAACCAUUGAUGUAAAGUAUUUAAACACAAUUUGACACACUGUUUUUUUUGUUCGUUUUUACAAAAGAAAGCAAUCUGAUAUUUCUUGUGCUAAUGUCAUGAAUUAAGUGUUUUCUUUAUUGUUAUUUAAAAAAAAAAAAAAAGCAAUUUGCACUUUUUAGGCUCUACAUGAAGAACAUGGCCAACCACAAAUAAAUGAGCUUUUGUCUCUGUAUCAUCCAUAAAUAAAAAUACUGCAUGUC